UCGAAAUAAACCCUAACCCUAGCAAAAACCCACAACACAGAAUCAGGAGAGAGAGAGAGAGAGAGAGAUGACGCAGAAAGCAAAGCUAUUCAAAGGCCAACAGAAGAAGAAAUCAAUCCCGCCAAACCGCCAUGGCAAACUCCCUCAAACCCGCAAAGGGAAGAGAAAUGUGAAGCCGUCAAAAAUGACCAAGGAGAUGGAUGCUGAUCGGGAGCUUAGCAAGUUCAUUAAUCACUGCAAUGAGGUGAAAGCAGCCACUGCUGCUAACAAGGAAGGUGGCCAACUAAGUAUUGUCAAGCCAUCGCCAGAGUCGACUGCUGGUGAGAAGAAAUAGUAGAUUAUGGAUGUAAAGAGUGAUAGAUUGUCUUACUUAACAAAAAAAAAAAAAAAUGAUAGAUUGUCUUACUUAUCAAAAAAAAAAAAAAAAGAGUGAUAGAUUGUCUUGAAAGGUGAUGUUAAUCAGCCCUCAUGUUGCAAUAUCAUUUUUCAUUCCGCUGUUCAUGUUGCUUGUAUCAUAAGAGGAAUGCCUUGGUGAUAUAAUAUUUUUAGCUUGUUUAGCUUCGUGGACUGAAUUUGUUAGAAAUGCAGAGGUCUUGCAGUUUUUGAGAUU
Molecule: messenger RNA, 610 nt
Organism: Alnus glutinosa
Lineage: Eukaryota; Viridiplantae; Streptophyta; Magnoliopsida; Fagales; Betulaceae
Exons: 3
Coding region: 68-334 (88 amino acids)
Source: RefSeq, a predicted model, not a curated record